Messenger RNA from Aspergillus versicolor CBS 583.65, 506 nucleotides. RefSeq names its product RNA-binding protein LSM5. The transcript is spliced from 6 exons. The record is from RefSeq and is a predicted model, not a curated record. Gene Ontology annotation, biological process: mRNA splicing, via spliceosome. Gene Ontology annotation, cellular component: U4/U6 x U5 tri-snRNP complex; U6 snRNP; Lsm1-7-Pat1 complex. Gene Ontology annotation, molecular function: RNA binding. The coding region runs from base 114 to 365 and encodes 83 amino acids. NCBI's taxonomy places the organism in Eukaryota, Fungi, Ascomycota, Eurotiomycetes, Eurotiales, Aspergillaceae.
AAGUCUCAAGAUCCACCAACUACAAUUAUCGCCGCAUCGCGUCAAAGCGAACUCCGGAAGCCUUGCCUUGCACAGAAGAUUUUUCCUCUGAGAACACCCGUGUGUAAUUAAGAAUGGCGUCCCAGCUUCUUCCUUUAGAGUUGAUUGACAAGUGUGUCGGAUCCCGGAUAUGGAUCAUCAUGAAAAACGACAAAGAAUUCUCCGGCACAUUGCUCGGGUUCGAUGACUACGUUAAUAUGGUGCUGGAAGACGUGACCGAAUUUGACUACACUGGCUCCCAGGUCAAGCUGCCGAAAAUCCUUCUCAACGGGAACAAUAUUUGCAUGUUAAUUCCUGGUGGUGAAGGGCCUGUUGGUAGCUCUUGAUUGAGGUUCGACAGUUUACUUUGAUGCGAUGACAACAUUUGCCAAUGACCAGUGACGAUAUACAUGUAAUAUCCUUCAAAUAAUAGAAACUUGUCUUCUUCUUGCAGUUCGUUGUGCACAUUUGUGCUCCUAGGUUUGGCG